Messenger RNA from Linnemannia hyalina, 708 nucleotides. The record is from the annotation of a GenBank genome assembly. Lineage: Eukaryota; Fungi; Mortierellomycota; Mortierellomycetes; Mortierellales; Mortierellaceae.
AUGCUCGUUAACAAUGCUCAAGGAGAUCACCAAUUCGGCCGCCCCAGCCACAAGAUGCGUCAAGGCCCUUCUUACCAGGCUGCCCCCGGUAGCGGUCGCUAUUAUGACAUUGUCGAGGUCUCUGAGGAAGGUGGUGCGACCACAGCGAUUGCGACCGGUGCUGGAUCUUCUUCGCCCACACACAUGCGCCAUAUCUCCCGCAAAAGCGAUGGUACCAUCUCCAUGACUCAGCUCCAACGGUCCCUCUCUAACGCUGCUGCUGUUGCUGGAGGCGACAAUGCCGAUGGUGUUGUCAGCGUUUCUGCUGGAGCCCUCGGAGGCAAGCUCAAGUUGAACCCAACCCUCCCAACCUCUCGCAGAUCCCUCCUCUCCGACAUGCUCAACAGCCAGUCCCAAAACGACGCCCCCGCAAGCCGUCUCGAACAAAACGCCACCCGCCGAAGAAUGCUCAAAUCCAUGCGCCGCUACUCUGUCGACGCCUCCGAGAUGGAUUUCGGUGCCCUCGGACUCUACCCCUCGACCUUGAAGGGUAUCCCUUCCGAGGGAGAGGAAGGUGGGAACAAGGGUCUCUGUUCCAAGCCUAAUGUCAGAUACCUCCGCAACCCUAGUCAUGCGACCGUCAAGACCAAGCUUAUCCAGGGCGGUGCCCGUCGUGGCGAUGAUAGUGAUUCCCCUGACUACUUUGGUGCCGAGGAUCGCGUCUGGUAA